AGAAGCCUCUGAACCUUUUUUGUCUCAGAGUCCAUUGGCCACAGAGAGGCUUAAAGGUCGCUUGUUUUCCAGCUCGCAGCCACAUUUCCUCUCCUGUUUGUUGGAACAACGUUUAAAUGUUUUUCACCUGGACUUUGCUGGCCCUGCUUUUUACGUUGAUUUUACUAUAUGGAAUAUGGCCAUAUCGGUUCUUCAAAAAGCUGGGGAUACCUGGACCUCGGCCCCUGCCUUUUAUUGGAACAAUGCUGGGCACGAGGAAGGGAUUUCUUGCUUUUGACAGAGAGUGCCAUGCCAAGUAUGGGGACAUCUGGGGGUUGUACGAUGGACAUACGCCGGUGUUAAUGGUGACCGACCCUGAGAUUGUUAAAACUGUGAUGGUAAAAGAGUGCUACUCUUUAUUUACCAACCGCAGGGAUUCUGGUUUCUUCAGCGAACCUCUGGAUGAUGUAGUGGCAGCAGUGAAAGACGAACGGUGGAAACGGAUUCGCAACACUCUGUCUCCAUGCUUCACCAGUGGAAGACUGAAACAGGUUUUUCCCCUCGUUGCUCGCUAUGCAGAACGACUUGUUGCAAAACUUAAGGAAACGAAUUUGGAUGAACCCAUCAAUGUCAAACAGUUUGUAGCUCCUUACAGUUUAGACACUGUGACCAGUGCUUCUUUCAGUGUGGAGACAGACUCCAUAAACAAUCCAAACGACCCUAUUAAUGUUCACAUUAUGAAGGUCCUUAAAGUCAACACUGGGCUUUUCUUUUUGCUAAUGGCAUUUCCCCUCAGUCGUCGUCUGUUAAAGCAGCUCAAAAUUGAGAUCAUGCCCAAAAAAAACAUAAACUUUUUCCUCAACAUCAUCAAGCAAUUUAAAGAUGAGCAUCGUGAAGCCAAAUUUACACGACCAGACUUCCUGCAUGUGUUGAUUCAGAGUGAGAUCCCAGAAAAGAACUAUAAGGACAAUGAAGAACAGCCAAGUAAAGGUUUGACUGAACAUGAGAUCCUUUCCCAGGCCUUCAUCUUCACCCUUGGAGGCUACGACACCACUAGUAACACUGUUACUCACACCCUUUAUAAUCUGGCUAAAAACCCUGAUGUGUUGCAGACCUUGCACAAAGAAAUCGAUGAUAACCUGAAGGAAGAUGCGCCCAUUUUAUACGAGGAGCUGACCAGUCUAAAGUACCUGGACCAAGUUAUACUUGAAUCAAUGCGACUGUUUCCCAUUGCUCCUCGCCUCGACAGGGUGUGCAAAAAGACUGUUAAAGUGAAUGGCCUCACCAUCCCUGAGGGAACCGUGGUUGGAAUUCCUGUGUGGGUGUUGCACAAAGACCCACGCUACUGGAACUCACCUGAGCUUUUCAGACCAGAGAGGUUCAGUAAAGACAGCGGGGAGGAGGUGAACCCAUAUGCGUACAUGCCAUUUGGACUCGGCCCUCGUAACUGUGUUGGGAGGCGCUACGGCCUACUCACCAUGAAGAUGGUUAUUGUCCGUCUCUUGCAGAAGUACACUUUGGAAACAUGCAAAGAGACCAUGAUUCCACUUGAGUUUGACUGGAAGUUUGAACCUGUUCAGCCAGUAAAACUCAAGUUUGUUCCCAGAAAAGAGUAAUCUAAGAGGGAACGUCUCCAAAUCCCAUCAAACAUGUUUUUAUAUCUGCUGCCAAGAUAAAUUCACUGAGUUGAUAUUUUCAACUAUUUUAAAAUGUUAUUGAAUGAGAGCAGGUUAAACAUCUGAUUUUGCUGUGUUGAUCUCUUUUUAUUACUUUUAUUUAAAUUGUGUUGAAAAAUUGAUCUAUUUUGUGUCCAAAAGUUACACCAGUCGGUGUCUUAAAUGGACCUUACACUCAAGAGAUUUUGACUUUAACGUUUAUACAUUUUUAAAUUGUAAUUGCAUUUAUUAAAUCAUAAGGCUACUGCUUGUGCGAUACACCUCACUGAUCACUGUAGUUUUAUUAUUGGUGGUAUCUGUCUCCACCUAGCUUCAACAGCUGGCAACAAGCGUUGAUUUGUUCUAAACUUUGACGACUGUCCAUUGCUGGUUAUAUAGAAAGAAAUUUCAGAUUGUGUCAUCAAAUGCAAAUACUUGUAUCGCCUGUUUACCGUCAGUGUCUUUCAUGUUUUCACAAUAAAAUAUGUCCAAAAUCCAAA
Molecule: messenger RNA, 2134 nt
Organism: Neolamprologus brichardi
Lineage: Eukaryota; Metazoa; Chordata; Actinopteri; Cichliformes; Cichlidae
Product: cytochrome P450 3A40-like
Molecular function (GO): heme binding; steroid hydroxylase activity; oxidoreductase activity, acting on paired donors, with incorporation or reduction of molecular oxygen
Source: RefSeq, a predicted model, not a curated record